Messenger RNA from Ostertagia ostertagi, 1335 nucleotides. The record is from the annotation of a GenBank genome assembly. Lineage: Eukaryota; Metazoa; Nematoda; Chromadorea; Rhabditida; Trichostrongylidae.
AUGAAUGGCGUGGAAUUGCUACUUAAGAACGUCACCUGGAUCUCGUUUUUGAAGGAUGUCAGGGUUGGACCAUACAGUAAUCGGCAAGAGACUUAUGCGUACUUCUCCUUACCAUUUUGUCGAGGUCCCAAACAAUCCAUUAGUCACUACCACGAGACAAUGGGGGAGUCUCUUCUUGGAGUUGAGCUUGACUUCUCUGGCUUGGAUAUUAAAUUUAGAACGAACACAAAGAAGACGGUUUUCUGCAAAAUGAAGCUUACAAACGAGGCUUACCAAACCUUCGUGUAUGCCAUCAAGAACAGCUACUUCUAUCAGAUGUACCUCGAUGAUAUGCCUAUUUGGGGGCAUUGUAUGCCUAACUUACAACCCAGUAAUCAGAUGAGAUCGGUAGUGGAUGUCAAUCUCACAUCAGGCGGUCAUGUGGCCAUUCAUCCAGGGGUCGAGUUGGAAUUCACUUAUGAGGUUAAAUGGGUUGCUUCGCCAGUUCCAUUUGCUGACAGGUUCGACAAGUAUCUCGAUCCGAGUUUCUUCCAACAUAGGAUCCACUGGUUCUCGAUUUUCAACAGCUUCAUGAUGGUUGUCUUCCUUGUUGGGCUAGUUUGGAUGAUUCUCGUUAGAACACUUCGAAAGGAUUACGCUAGAUACCAGAAGGAGGACAGUAUCGACGAUUUGGUGUGCGGUGUUGCGUUCCUCAUCAACUUCAUAGCUAUUUAUUACCACGCUUCGCGAGCUAUUCCAUUCACCGUUAUGUUAGCUGUCACUGCGAUCUGCCUGUUCGUUAUCCUUCCAUUGACAUUAGUUGGAACUGUACUUGGACGUAACAUGUCUGGCCAAGGAGACUACCCGUGCAGAGUAAACGCUGUUCCUCGCCCAAUUCCUGACAAGAAGUGGUUUGUGCAGCCAUGGUUGAUUGUGCUUAUGGGAGGUGUUCUGCCAUUUGGAAGUAUCUUUAUCGAGAUGUAUUUUAUUUUCACCUCAUUUUGGGCGUACAAAAUCUACUACGUUUACGGUUUCAUGCUCCUUGUCACCAUUAUUUUGGCAAUUGUCACUGUUUGUGUCACAAUUGUUUGCUCGUACUUCCUGCUGAAUGCUGAGGAUUACAGAUGGAGGUGGACUAGCUUCAUGGCAGGUGCAUCGACGGCGCUAUACGUGUAUCUGUAUUCGGUUUAUUACUUUUUCUUCAAGACAAAGAUGUACGGUUUGUUCCAAACGGUCUUCUAUUUUGGCUAUAUGGGCAUCUUCUCUGCGGCGCUUGGUCUCAUGACUGGCACAAUCGGCUAUGUGGGAACGGCGAAAUUUGUACGAAAAAUUUACUCCACGGUAAAAAUCGACUAA